Molecule: messenger RNA, 3062 nt
Organism: Bufo bufo (common toad)
Lineage: Eukaryota; Metazoa; Chordata; Amphibia; Anura; Bufonidae
Gene: SLC30A1
Product: solute carrier family 30 member 1
Exons: 2
Coding region: 484-1968 (494 amino acids)
Biological process (GO): intracellular zinc ion homeostasis; zinc ion transmembrane transport; detoxification of zinc ion
Cellular component (GO): membrane; endoplasmic reticulum; Golgi apparatus
Molecular function (GO): calcium channel inhibitor activity; zinc ion transmembrane transporter activity
Source: RefSeq, a predicted model, not a curated record
ACACAAACGAGAGCUGAUAUCUGAUUGGCUGUUCGGGGCACGCUCACCAUACAGAUGAGAAUGGGAAGGGGGGAGGGCAUGGCGGAUGGCAGAGAUGUCCAGUGCAGUGGGGGGGCGGCAGGCUGUGCACUCAUCGCUGGUUCCUAUAGUAACCUCCCCCCCCCCCCUCAGCCUGUGUAAUGGCGGCUGUCGCUAUGUACCACAGCGCGUCCCGGCUCAGCCAAUCCCCGGCAGGCGUGGAGCGGGGCGGGGCCUCGUCAUCUCUGCUCCGUGUGGAAAAGACGGUUUCGGGUGCAAAAGUUUGUAUUAUUUCCCUGCUCCGGACGUCAGAGAUGCCCAGUGAGGGAGAAGCCUUCGCCGCUGCUUGGCUCCGGUCGUUGUUCUCGCCCCCGGCUGUGAUCGGUCGCGGCCUCCUUCAGCCGCCGGGUCCCGUCCCCUCGCUGACCUUUGGACCGACUCCUCUGCCCGGUUAUCUCAUUCAAGAUGUGGGAAUCUAACCGAGUGCGGCUGCUAUGUAUGCUGAGCCUCACCUUCAUCUUCUUCGUGGCGGAGGUGGUGGUGAGCAGGAUCACCGGCUCGCUCGCCAUGCUCUCCGACUCCUUCCACAUGCUGUCCGAUGUCAUCGCUCUGCUGGUCGGCCUGAUCGCCGUGCGAUUCGCGCAGAAGACGCGCUCGACCGACAAGAACACGUUCGGCUGGAUCCGGGCCGGGGUGAUGGGGGCUCUGGUGAACGCCAUCUUCCUCACCGCCCUAUGCUUCACCAUCAUCCUGGAGGCCGUGGAGCGCUUCACCGAGCCGCGGGCCAUCGAGCAGCCGCUGGUGGUGAUCGGGGUCGGCUUCGGCGGCCUCCUCAUCAACCUGAUCGGGCUGUGCAUGUUCCGGGAUAGCGCCGGGGCCGGCCACGGACACUCGCACGGCGGAGGCUCCGGUCACGGACACUCUCACGGAGCCAAGAAGAGUCACCGGAGCCGGGAGAGGGCGGCGGGAGACGGGGCCGCCCUGGACCGGGAGGAGACCAACAACCUGGUGGAGAACUGCACUGGCUCCAACGGGCCCGGCCUGGAAGCGGGGCCCGGGAAACUACACGAUCCUUCGACAGACAACGUGUCCGAGCACCGAUUGAACGGCAGCGUUGUGCAGAACCACGUGUCUGAAGUCAACGAGGAUGGCUCUGAGCUCAACAUGCGCGGCGUGUUCCUCCAUGUCCUGGGCGAUGCGUUGGGCUCGGUCAUCGUGGUGGUGAACGCUUUGCUCUUCUAUUUUGUUUUUAACCCUUGUCCAACUGGUGAAAACUGCAUCAACCCCUGCGUUCACGACCACUGCUCCGAUCAUCCAGAACUCAAUCAUACCUCGCUUGCCCUGAAUGACAGCGCAGAAGUCCCGCUGAUGGAGGCUGGACCUUGCUGGGUGUUAUACCUAGAUCCCUCUCUGUGUGUGAUCAUGGUCUUCAUAUUGCUGUAUACGACCUACCCCCUCCUUAAAGAGUCUGCUCUCAUCCUGCUGCAGACCGUCCCCAAACAAAUCGACAUCUCCUCCUUGAAGCAAAAGCUCCGAAGCCUCGAAGGCGUCCAGGCUGUCCACGAGCUGCACGUCUGGCAGCUAGCCGAGAGCCGCAUCAUUGCCACAGCUCACAUCAAGUGCCAGGACCCCACCGCCUACAUGGAGGUAGCCAAGCGCAUCAAAGACUUCUUCCACAAUGAAGGAAUCCACGCCACCACUAUUCAACCGGAAUUCUCCGCUGUCGAAUCUGAAUCUAGAAUAUCGCUGUGUGAACUCUCCUGCAGAACGCAGUGCGCCCCCAAGCAGUGCUGCGGGAACUCGGAGAAGAGCAUCUCGGCCAGGAAGAGCAGCUGUGGAGCGGCCACCUUAGGAAUGAUCAGUGAAUCUCCUGAGCAUACAACCAAGAGAACUAAUGCUUCUGAGAAGCCUCUCGAUGAACUGAAGAUAGACAUGGACUCCGUUGUCUGAGCAGGGUUUGAGGACUAUUGGCUGUAACCUGGGGGAAGAUUCAAAAGGGAAACCAGUUCCCGACUCCCUUUUUUCCCCAAACUUGCAGUUUGGUAAUAUCGAUCAUCACAACUGGACUGGAUCCGGGAUGGUUUCUGUUCAGAUGAAAUUGCCUAGUGUUUGAUUCAGUAGAUGUUCCACCACGUUUUCAAUGUUACAGGUUUUCUUUUACCGCUACGCAGAUCGCUUUAGACUGUAAUGUUGUGUGGACUUUAUUUUGCUUUUAGUCCUCGUUUUACUUUAUACUGAUGCUAUUUAACAAAGUCCAGACGUUGCCGGCAGCAGUAUCGACACUCGGCCCGAAACGCUUGGGCAUUUGUAUUUGGGGUGUAGUUCCGUUUUUGAGCACUUUACAUUUGCCGUGCUGGAUCGCCAUGUCAGUUCUCUGCUGCAUUGUGAACAGGUCUUGUCGUGUAGCCCAUCUAUCAAUCGGUCUGUAAGGUCUAGGCUGGUGGACACAGAUCUUAAAGGGGUGUUCCUUUUAAACUUAGCGCCCUAGCAUGUGGCACCUAAGGAAAGAGAAUCCCGCUCGCCUGCUCACUGGCAGUCCAUUUGGUGAUCUUCUGGCUCCUUUACUUCCCACGGGGGUCAUGUGCGCAGGUCGCCGAACGGAGGCGGGCAGCUGGGUGAUUCUUUCAAUCCGUACCACACACUAGUAGGGGGCUUGCUUUAAAAGGAACUCUAUGCUGGAAUUCCACUUUAAAAUGGUUGUCCAUAGAUUCAAACUUAUCACCUACCCUGUGGAUCCUGAUUAAUGCCUGAUCAGUGGGGGUCUGACCGCCAGUCUCAAAAAUAAGACUCCUGGACCCUCUGUUUUAAUGGAGCAGCGGUUCAGCAUGUAUGCUGCCACUCCGAAAAUGUCUAUGGGAAUGCCAAAAAAGAAGCCGAGCACAGUGCUCAGUUAUCUCUAACUCCCAUCGAGUUGAACGGACUGAAUCCGGUGGACAGACCACCACCACCAGAUCGGGCACUUCUCUAUCUUGGGCUUAGCUUGAAAGUUUAAGGCUACAUUCACACGACCGUAUGUGUUUUGCAGUCCACAAAUUACGGAUCCU